CGACAUCUACUAUAAGUAUAGUACAGAGUCAUCUGGGAUGAAAGGACCAUGUUUCAUCACUUCUUACUUCAUGCAGCAUUUCAGACCAGCAGGUGGCUUCCAAGAGACCAGAGGUUGAAAUUUCAGAUCGUUCUUUUCAUCUUUGUGGUGCUUUUCCUGGCACCACAGUUUUACGUCUUGUGCAGGCCAAAGUCUUCACGAUAUUGUGAAAAGCCACUGUUAAACAAUUUAGUAGUCUUCAUUGUGUUCUCCUUCAUAGCAACAGGUUUGGCCGUAGCUCUCACCCUCACCGAUCCAGUUCCCAAGAUCAUCAGGGUGGCGUAUCACUCAUUCGGUUUGUUCUCGUUUACCUGCGGCCUCUGUACGGCCAUUCUUACCCUGACUGCACCUCAAUGUGCAAACACCACCCCAGAGUUGUAUAUAUUUUCUUUGGUGGUCUCUUGGGCUUGCAUACUCUCAACAGCUUUCUUUCUUAUCAGAGGAGGCCUUUUCCUGAUCCACAGAUUAUUUCCUCAUUGGUCAUAGGAUACUUGCCUCCGGGGUGGAAUAUGAGUCAGUCUGUCUGUAUGGCCUUCAGCUGACACUGAAUACAGCGCUUUUCAUGGAAGGGGGAUCUCCGCAACCACCACCAAUGUGCAGCAUCCACCUGGAUGAUGCGACGGAAGCCAUAUUGCACCAGAACACCCACCCCACGUCAGCUAAUUGGUGGAGAGGAGACUUGUACGUGUUAUAUAAUGCUAUUACUCAGUACACCUUUUUAAAGUGGGUUACUAUAUGACAAUACUGCCCAACAGAACUCCUGCAGCGUCUCAAAAACUUUAACAAUUUAAAACAUUGCUGCUGUGCUGUCCUUCUGAAACCUCAUAUCUCCAUAUUUAGUGAUUUAACUUUUUUGCCACAUGUCAUAGGUCACACUUAGUGUUUCUCACUGGGUUUUGCAAAUAUCUAACCAAUACAAAGUAUUUUUCAACUUUGUAAUAAUUUAAAAAGUUGUUCGUUUUCCGUUUUGUGACAAAAUUUUGUUAUGAUGGGGUUUCAAAAGGAAGGCCA
This is a messenger RNA of Triplophysa dalaica, 1050 nucleotides long. RefSeq lists its product as uncharacterized. The record is from RefSeq and is a predicted model, not a curated record. Bases 49 to 525 code for a protein of 158 amino acids. The transcript has 7 exons. Lineage: Eukaryota; Metazoa; Chordata; Actinopteri; Cypriniformes; Nemacheilidae.